AUGCUCUCUUACGAUGUAGAGAAUUUGGUCAUCAAGGUUUUCAGUGAAUUCUCAUCCAGUGCAAAGAAUAUUAGUGAACUUAAAGAGUUCUUUGACUUCCUGGAGACAGAAUAUUCGGAAAUCUUACGCCAUGUACCUACACGUUUUGUGACCCUUUUCACUGCCAUCGACAGCUUACUGAAGCAUUGGCCUGCCCUCAAAUCUUACUUUGUGAACAAAGGAGAGGAAAAAGUGAGCUGCGCAAUAUGGGCCUUUCUUUCCGAGCAAGAGGACGCAGUAUCCGAUGAUGACAUUAUUACGCUUCCCGAGCUGUACAUCUACUUUGUGCACAACAUUCUGAGCCAAUUUAACAACACCAUAAAGGUUCUUGAAAGUGAUUUAAUUCAGGUAACUGAACUGUAUGGCGUAUUCAGCAGGCUGAGAAGAGAGAUUCAGAAUCGGCAAGAGCAAGGCUUCUACGGGUACAAGGUGACACAGUUCUUGAAGAAACUGCCGCCUAAUGAGCAGAAUAAAUUUGUUGGCGAUGCCCAACGGGCUUACACACGCAUGCUACAGUACCUGGAAAAGUGGUUUGAUUUCAGCAAAAACUCUUUCUAUGUGUUGUGUGCACCACUCAAUCUGGACGGACCUCUUGAGCUAGACAAACUGUGUGCUUUGACUACAAACUGGGACAUUCAAGUAGACGGAGAUGAACUAUUUACAGAAAUGUGCUCAUUGAAUGAUGCGCUACCAACCCUAAAGAGUUUGACAAGUGAUGCUGAAUCGACAUUGUCCCCGCAGCAACAAGAGCGCCAACAUCGAGUCAAUGUCUCUGAGAUAUGGGUAGAAUUCUUUAAGCGCUGGGAGGCCCCGAACUUACUUAAAAUUGUGCAGCAUGUGCUUGCUGUACCACCCACCAACGCAUUUGUGGAACGCAUUUUCAGUGUUAUGAAGAACUUGAGGACUAACGAAAGGAAUCAGCUCCAUGUGGACAUGCUGAAAGCUCAGUUAUUCGUGCACUUCAACUAUAAAAUGACAUGUGCUGAGUUUGCUGGAUUUUUGAAGACAAAAGCAGCGAAGGAGCUUGUGGUGGCAGCAAGAAAAGAACAGAAGUAUAAAUGUGAGGAGAUGAUGAGUGAGAAUGUGGAAGAGAAUCCUCAGCAGGAAGAUCCUGAGCCAGUUGAAACUCACGGGACUUUAUUGGGUAGAUCUGAAGCGACUGUGUCCUGGAGUCCAGAGCCUGGAAAAGCUGGUGGGUCUCAGCACAGACCAGAGAGACAGCAGGGAAACCAGCCAGGGAAGAACGCGGGUAAAUCCACUCAAUGUGAAGGUGGUUCGAAGAAUCUUAGCAAAAACAUGAUGCACCAGAGAUCCUCCAAAGGGGAGGGGAAAAACACAUGCACCGAGUGUGGGAAAAGCUUCAGUCGGAGUUUAUACCUUAUCAUACAUCGCAGAACCCACACAGGAGAAAGACCUCAUAAAUGUCUUCAGUGUGGGAAAAACUUUAUUGGCAUCCCAACCCUGAAAAAACAUCAGAAAAUCCACACGAGAGAAAAAUCCUAUAAGUGCCCCGACUGCGGGAAAAGCUUCGGUGAGAGAUCACACCUUAUUGGCCACCAGAGAAUCCACAGAGAAGCAAAAACCUUCAUAUGCUCUCAGUGUGGGGAAACCUUCUGUAACUGGUCAUCCUUUCUUAGACAUGAGAGAAUCCACACCGGAGAGAGAGCUAAACCUUAUAGCUGCCCCGAGUGUGGGGAGAACUUCCGUGAUAGGACUGGUCUUAUGAGGCAUCAGACAACUCACACAGGAGAGAAACCCUAUAACUGCCUGAAGUGUGGAGAAAGCUUCAGUCGGCGCUCAAACCUUACCAGGCACCAGAAAGUUCACACUGGGGAGAGACCCUAUAAGUGCCUCAAGUGUGGGAAAAGCUUCAGUCAGAAAUCAACCCGCAGUAGACAUCUGAGAACCCACUGGGGAGAAAGCGAAUAAAUGCCCCAACUAGGACGGGCUGAAGUGAGUUAGACGGGAGCAGUUGAGACUAGCUUCCUUUUUAACUGCCAGCUUUCUGUGUGCUCUAAAAUCCACCCGUGGACCUGGAUUGUCUUGAAAAUUGCUGUGCCUCAUCUGGGCCGGGGGCAGAGCUAGUGGUGGGAGGUUGUGGCCGUUUGGUCUAGGGGUUCCUCAGAUACAGCCCCCCAAUAAGAAGCUGCUUUUACCAUUCAGAUUGCUCUGAAACCCUGUGCAAACUUAACUCCCAUGAAAAGCAGGAAAUAGAACAUUAGAGUACAUGCUACCCCCGCAACAUAACCUUAACUCUGCCCUCUUUGAGUGAAGUCCCAACGUACCUGUAACACACAUUUGCUCUCUACCUUUGCAGAUGCUACAGAACACUUCAGGAAUAGAGCACUGGUGAGCAAUGUAGGACAAAUCUGAACACCUUCUGUUGCUAAGGGAAGACUCUGGGGUAGGUCAGGCAUAGUGAGCCGCUCUCACUUACACUCAAAAACAGCCUGCCCCACACAACCCACCCCAGAACGGCAAAAUGUUCCCUUGGCUUCGCCCUUGCCCUGAGGAUUCCUUGGGAGACGUGGCUUUCCCUGACCCCGCAGUGAGCCCCGGAGUCAGAUGGCUGACAGACUCCAUGGCUACAGUCCCUUGUGCAUUUCUACUGGCAGAGCCUGCAGAACUCAGCACUGCAAUGAAGCAUUACUGACCCUUUUAAAGUACACCUGCACCUCUCCUGCUAUCACAGGGACAGCUCUGCCAGCCCGCUCCAGCGAAUCUCUUCCCCAUUCAGUACAGCUACGCCUCACACGGCCAAGGUAGUCAAGUGCAUGCAGAUGAAUUCUAGGAUUCAAAUCUGCGGAAUACAGCACAAGCAAUGGUCCAUCUUCUUAGUCCUUCGUGUCUGCUUAUUAUGGCAACACCGUUACUGAACCGUUCUCAGUGGCUGUUGCCAGCUCCAAGAGGGCAGAGUUAAGGUUGCGCGGUGGGAAUGACAUUUACCUUCAUUUCUUGGGUUUUAGAGGUGUAGGUUUAGCCACUCUCCACACUGGGGAAGGGCACAAGGUCGUGCUGGGCAAUCUUAGCUCUGCAUUAACUAAGGUUUGGGACAGUUAAUAUAUUUGCUGAUUCCACAAAUGUCGUCACUGUUUGACUUUUCAGAGUCUGGUUUCCCAUCUCUGGUGUUAGGAGACAGCAGCCAGCUCCAGUCUUCUCUGCCCUCCUCUGGCUCUGCCUGGGUUAGCAAAGGAAAAGCCCCCUCAGCCCAUCCACCCUCCCAGCUGCUGGGAUUCCCUGUCCCAGCUGGAAUCUUCUCCCUCAUCUUACCUGGUCCCCCAGCCAGUGUCCUAUGGACUGGGUAUCCGAGGAACCUUUUGUACCCUUUAUUCACACAGACCCGCAGGGACCUGGGGCGAUCCAGUGUUUAGGGACUGGGAGAGACGGGUGAUGGGCAGGGAAGAGCCUGUGUUUGAGCACAGGGGGAUGGGAACCCCGGGUGUGAAUCAGUGAGUGAUGGUGAGAGCGCUGAGACUGGAUAACCCGGGACAUCUGCACUAGCAGAGCACAGCUCGUCCUUACAAAGAGGAGCAGCAGCCACAGCCAGCGCCCAGAGAAGCCAAGACAGCAUUUGCCCAGCUGCAGCUGGCUCACCGUCACAGUCCGAAGGGAUCUGGCAGCCCCGGGAGCUGCCAGCGGCUUGGAGAGAGACGGGCGUUCAGCUCAGGGAGCUCUGCCAGAGCCCCAGCGCGCUCUCUCGUGGUUGUAACAUUUGGUUAAGACGCCAACAGAGUGCAGUGAACUCAAAGGGAAAUUAACGAAUGGCCGGGGUUCUGCCUCGCGAAGAAAUGUCAAGAGCAGUGAGGGGCCGUUCUAAAGUAAUUCUCUGCAAUUGGGGCUGGCAACCUGGUGUCCUCUGUGUGUGUGUGUGUCUCUCUGUGUGUGUGUGAAGGAUCUGGAUUAUAUAAAUGGAUGAGGAGGUAAUUUGGACAUUUAAAUAAAACACUGAUUCUUGCCUGCAUAUUUAUACCUGCCUCUGGAAAUUUCCAUUACAUGCAUCUGACGAAGUGAGCAUUCACCCACGAAAGCUUAUGCCCCAAUACGUCUGUUAGUCUAUAAGGUGCCACAGGACUCUUUGUUGCUUUAAAUAAAACACAGUUACUGU
Emys orbicularis (European pond turtle) is the source of this 4144-nucleotide messenger RNA. RefSeq names its product zinc finger protein interacting with ribonucleoprotein K-like. Bases 1 to 1968 code for a protein of 655 amino acids. Gene Ontology annotation, biological process: regulation of transcription by RNA polymerase II. Gene Ontology annotation, cellular component: nucleus. Lineage: Eukaryota; Metazoa; Chordata; Testudines; Emydidae. The record is from RefSeq and is a predicted model, not a curated record. Gene Ontology annotation, molecular function: RNA polymerase II cis-regulatory region sequence-specific DNA binding; DNA-binding transcription factor activity, RNA polymerase II-specific; protein dimerization activity. The transcript has 2 exons.